Molecule: messenger RNA, 1299 nt
Organism: Protopolystoma xenopodis
Lineage: Eukaryota; Metazoa; Platyhelminthes; Monogenea; Polystomatidea; Polystomatidae
Source: the annotation of a GenBank genome assembly
AUGAAUAAAGGAACUAAAUUGCUUCACCGUCUGCAACAGGAACUUUGGGCGCACAGCUGUUCAGUAGAGGCACAGUCUGUGGGCUCUGGCAUGACAAUUUGCAAACCGCUUGUCGGCUGUGGCCCUGCGACCGCCGAUCUACUCUUCACAAAUUCUUCUACUCAUUAUCAAAACACAUCUGCUGGCACUAACUCAUCAUGCGAGCCUGCAGACCUGCUGAGUUCUUCCAUUCGACCUACUUUGGACACUACUAGAAUUAUUGACCCUGUCGUUGGACCCGUUUGUGUCAAUAUAUCAUCUGGAGAUGGCAUUGUUGAACAACUGGGCUACCCUCUUAGUGAUUCAUUUGGCCAUACUGGCUUUGUCGAAAGCUCGGCUACUUUACCAACAUCGGUAGUCCUGGCCAAUAGCUCUGACCUUGGAGGUACCUCGGCGACUCUUAGUUUGGGCGCAGCUGGUGCCCUUGCCGCAGUUAUUUCAACUCGGCCCCGAGUGGGUCGGUACAGUCUGAUUGGUGGCCACCGCUCUUUAGGUGGCCGAGGUAUUGGAAGCGGCGGUGGUGGAGACGGCGCGAUAGGUGGAGGCAGUGGUGGCGGUGGAAGUAGUGGCAGAUUGGGUAUUCGAUUCUGCCAAAGCAAAAAGCGGGCUGGCACAUCCCAUUUGAUUGAUCCGACGACCUCGUUCGUUGGUGGCUCUCAAAUUAGCCAAUUAUUGCCAUCAAUAUCUAAUGUUCCCACAUUCCCUUCUACUUCAUUAAGCAUGGCAUACGCAUCCUUUUCUGCUCCACCACUCCCCUCUCAUCAGAUUUUAGGGGAUAUUAUUUCACCCCAUAGUAGUAUUUUACCUUUGACACACAUUCCUAAUCCUAGUAUCACAUUAGAAAAGUCUGUAUCUUCCUCUACCGGAACUUCAAAGCAAGCUACUUUUUCUACACGGAAACAACAUAGACAAGCCCAACUCCUUGGCUCAUUUGAGAAGUUUCCUGGACAGUCUUCUUCUUGUGGUAAAGCGCACUUUCAGUCUAUCACCUCAGGGGAUAAAAAGCUCAUUACAGUGAUUGAAAAAAAGUUACAUUCUCAAAGCAAGCUUAAUAAACACUCUCUGCAGCAGCAACCUGAUUAUGAUUCCAGUAUAAGUGCUCAACACUUCCUACCAGCAAAAAUGCAUCAGCCAGUUCAACUUACUGACUUGUCCUCCACACAGCCUCCUUUUGGCAACGAUAUCGUGAGCAGAUUUUUUUGCAUUUUGGUUAAUUUCGCAUUUUGUCUGAAUUUUUCUUACGUCGCGUAUACUCCUUAA